AUGACGGCGGGGGCCGAGGUGCGCUGCGCGCAGGGUCGGCGAAUGGUAAUCCGGGGGCGCCGCAGGAUGAAGAUCCAGGUCCUGUACAGAGCCGUGCAAAUGACGGCGGGGGCCGAGGUGCGCUGCGCGCAGGGUCAGCGGAUGAUGAUCCGGGGGCGCAGGAUGAUGAUCCAG
Messenger RNA from Klebsormidium nitens, 174 nucleotides. NCBI's taxonomy places the organism in Eukaryota, Viridiplantae, Streptophyta, Klebsormidiophyceae, Klebsormidiales, Klebsormidiaceae. The record is from the annotation of a GenBank genome assembly.